GUUUGAAUCCCUGUCACACUGAACAUGCUCGCCCUUUCAGCCGUGGGGACAGGGCUGACAAAGGAGGCAGCUGGCUCGGGUUCUGUUGAAGGUUCUGGCAGUGGAAUAUUCCAAAGCUCACUAGAAAUACAUACUACACAGAGCUUUGAAGUACCAGUGAUGGACAACUUGCAAGGAAACCUGGACCCUCGUAAACAAGAACUUCUUGAAGCUAGGAUCAUGGGAAAUAGAGGGUUUAACUUCUCUCAGGUCCAGGCUGAUCAGCAACGGCUAUCUCAGACUUGUGGAGUAACUGCUCUUCAAACUUCACUUAGUAACACCAGCCAAUCUCAGGGUCAGCCAAUACAAGGCAACAGUUCUCAGAUCCAUAAUGAAGGAUCCAACCUCAGUGCCACAAGUUUAGGAUCCACCCCUAGUGACAAAGAGCCAGAGGGCAACCAACUGAGCUCACCUUCUCUAGCAAACAGUUUAGAUUUUUCAAGUAUGAUUGUUCCAGCACAGCGAGCAGUCCAAGUCUGUCAUAGAGCCAUUCAGACAGAUCUCACUAUAAAUAAGUUCAAGGAACUUGAAAGCAAGUCGGCAAUGGAUCUAGAAAUGAGAGAUAACAAAAUAGAUGAAUUAAAGAGGGCAAGUGAAGAAAUAAAAAGACAAUUACAAGCUCAACAGAAACUAAUAGAAAAACAAAAGGAGCAAAUAAUAAAGUGUACAGAUGUUACAAAACAACUUUUAAUAGAAAAGUCUACGAUGGAGAAAAAACAGUCCAGACAAAGAUGCAUGCAGAACAGGCUAAGGCUUGGUCAGUUUGUAACUCAACGACAGGGAGCGUCUUUUGUAGAAAACUGGGUAGACGGGCAUGCCUUUACCGAAUUAAUAAAAAAGCAAGAACAAAUUGCUACAGAAAGAGAAGAAAUAGAACGUCAACGGAAACUUCUGGUGAAGAAAAAACCAAGCACAGCCCAGCAGAAAGGUAAAAGUGCCAAUGGUAAUGCUACAAGUCUGACCAAUGGUGAUUUUCUUAAACCAGAACCACCAAAAGAACUUAGCUGGUAUGAAUAUUAUGAACAAGAAGAAAUCUUAAAGCUAAGACAGGCAGCACUAAAGAAAGAAGAUAUGGACCUACAGAUAGAGCUGGAGAAACUGGAGCGAGAACGUAAUCUUCACAUCCGAGAGCUAAAGAGAAUACACAAUGAGGAUCAGUCAAGGUUCAGUAACCACACUGUUUUGUACGAUAAAUAUUUACUUUUGAUCUUACUGGGAAAAGGAGGAUUUAGUGAAGUUCAUAAAGCGUUCGACUUGAAAGAACAGAGAUACGUAGCGUGUAAAAUACAUCAACUUAAUAAAGACUGGAAGGAUGACAAAAAAGCUAAUUACAUAAAGCAUGCCCUAAGGGAGUACAACAUCCACAAAGCUCUUGACCAUCCUCGAGUCGUGAAACUUUAUGAUGUAUUUGAAAUAGAUGCUAACUCCUUCUGCACGGUGUUGGAGUACUGUGAUGGUCAUGAUCUAGACUUUUACCUGAAGCAGCAUAAGAGCAUGCCAGAGAAGGAGGCUCGAUGUAUCAUCAUGCAGGUGGUACAUGCUCUCAAGUAUUUGAAUGAGAUCAAACCACCAAUUAUUCACUAUGAUCUCAAACCUGGUAAUAUUCUACUUGGUAGUGGAAGUGUCAGCAAUGAAAUCAAAAUUACUGACUUUGGCUUGAGUAAAAUCAUGGAUGACGAAAACUACAGCCCUGAAUAUGGAAUGGACCUGACAUCACAAGGAGCAGGGACCUACUGGUACCUACCACCUGAAUGCUUUGUAGUUGGAAAAAAUCCACCCAAAAUUUCAUCAAAAGUUGAUGUGUGGAGUGUGGGCGUGAUUUUUUAUCAGUGUCUUUACGGGAAAAAACCUUUUGGUCAUAAUCAGUCCCAGGCAACGAUCCUGGAAGAGAGCACUAUCCUCAAAGCGAAGGAAGUUGACUUCCCAGUAAAACCUGCCGUGAGCAAUGAAGCUAAAAACUUUAUUCGCCGCUGCCUGCAGUACCGGAAAGAAGAUCGAAUUGAUGUUUUCACUUUGUCUGAGAAUGAGUAUUUAAAACCUAAUUAUGGGAAACACAGUCGACAGUCCAGCUCUGUAGAAAAAUCAUAGCACUCUGACUAUGCUGUAUGUAAUAUAGCAACUGUGUAUUAUGUUCUCGUUCACCAGGCAGACUCAGAGUGACUCUAGUGAUCUGAAAUGCAAGUUCAAGCGUGACAACUGAUGUUCGUUGUUUUCUUAAUUGACAUGAACAAUGUUGAAGCUUGACCACUCUAAAGAAAUGGGUACUGAACUCGCAAUAAUGAAAGAUGAGUAUAAAUAAGAAAACAAUUGUUAUCACAAGACCUUCACCAUUUUAUAAUAGUUAUUAAACAUUGCAAAGCCAAUGAAUUUUCCAAGUUCCCAAAACUGUGACAAAACAAAAAAUUAGUGCUGUAUUAUAAGUACUGUACAAAAAAACAAAGAAAUUAAGUUGUUAUCAGGUUGAAAAAAAAAAAUUCAGAUUGUACAGCGCAUAUUUUAUGGAUGAAAGAAGUGCUUGUGUCAUGAUUAUAUCUAUAAAGUUCAAGGUUUUUUGGUUCUCAUGAAAACAGUUGCGUUUCUUGGAGGUGCAAUGCUCACAAUAUUGGAAGUAAGACCUAUCAAACUAGCAUUGUAUUGUACAAAAAGUGUUUCGAUUCAUCUGAUUGUUCUAAAGCAUAUAUAUAUUGUAGUCAUCAUUCUCAUGAACACUUGUUAUGCUACUUGACAUUAACUGUUUUAUUGAGUUUUGUUUUAUUAUUCACUCGUGUCGCAAAAAAAUGUAUUUCUAUUUUUGUCGAUUUUUUGCACCACCCUCUAAUGUUUUACUUUACACUUUAUAUAUAUUAAGUCCUAGUUUUCUAGUUCAAAUCAUUGUUCUGAGUGACUGUAAUUUGUGCUUCAUCAGUUUUACCAUCAAACAGAUUUCAUAAACUGUUAUUACAGAAUAGAAUAUGUGUGUGGAUAUCUCCAUUUUUCUCUAAAACACCUUCAAUACUUGAUCUAUAAACAGGAGUUAAAAUUCUGUCUUUUAUAACGGGUAAUGGCAAAGUUUCAAAGACUGGUCCAAACCAACCCAAGGGUUUUAAAAUUGAUGCUUGAUCUAUAAACAGGAGUUAAAAUUCUGUCUUUUAUAAUGGGUAAUGGCAAAGUUUCAAAGACUGGUCCAAACCAACCCAAGGGUUUCAAAAUCAAUACUUAAUCCAGAAUCAAGAGUUAAAAUUCUGUCUUUUAUAACGGGUAAUGGCAAAGUUUCAAAGACUGCUCCAAACCAACCCAAGGGUUUUAAAAUU
Messenger RNA from Limulus polyphemus (Atlantic horseshoe crab), 3329 nucleotides. RefSeq names its product serine/threonine-protein kinase tousled-like 1. Gene Ontology annotation, cellular component: nucleus. Gene Ontology annotation, biological process: peptidyl-serine phosphorylation; intracellular signal transduction; chromosome segregation. NCBI's taxonomy places the organism in Eukaryota, Metazoa, Arthropoda, Merostomata, Xiphosura, Limulidae. Bases 25 to 2127 code for a protein of 700 amino acids. Gene Ontology annotation, molecular function: ATP binding; protein serine/threonine kinase activity. The transcript has 16 exons. The record is from RefSeq and is a predicted model, not a curated record.